This is a messenger RNA of Entamoeba invadens IP1, 3087 nucleotides long. Its product is annotated as Gelsolin precursor, putative. The record is from RefSeq and is a predicted model, not a curated record. The coding region runs from base 1 to 3087 and encodes 1028 amino acids. Gene Ontology annotation, biological process: cytoskeleton organization; actin filament severing; barbed-end actin filament capping. Gene Ontology annotation, molecular function: actin filament binding; phosphatidylinositol-4,5-bisphosphate binding. The transcript has a single exon. NCBI's taxonomy places the organism in Eukaryota, Evosea, Mastigamoebida, Endamoebidae.
AUGAAUGAAUUGUUUAAUAAUGUUGAGCAAGUCAUAACAACGAUGUCGAAAAACAAAACAAUGAACGUUGUAAUAUUCAGUAUGAUGUGUUCAGGAGUAAUAUCACUCAUCUGUUUCUUUUCAGCAUUUUUCUUCGACCAAGUCUUGCUCUAUGCCGUCUCUGUACUUUCAUGUCUUACAUUCUGUGUGUUUCUAAGUACUUAUAUGAUUCUUCGAAAUUACAAAUCCAGACCACAUGGCUGUGAUGAAGAAUACAGAGAAGCUCAAUUAAGUCCUUUAGUCAAUUUAACUCAUUUAGAUGAGGACAGAACAUCAGACUUUAAAGUACAAAAGAGUCCAUCGCCUGUAAGAGUAUUAAUGGAGAGUACUACUCUGAUGGAAGACUUCAAAGUGCACAUUCAGAGUGAUGACAAGGAAGAAAUUCAACUUGAAGAUGGUGAUCAGACUCAAAUAGAAGCAGAGGAAGAGACUGAAAACAAAGUCAAAGACUCUUCUUUGACAGAUCAACACAUUUUGGCUUUGAGUAGUGAUAUUGAAAACAACACCCCAAGAGAUAAUACCAAAUUAGAAGAAGACAAAAUACUUGAAGAAAAUGGUAUAACACAAGAAGGGAAAGUCCUGAAAGGCAGUGAAGAGUCCGUUGACUCUAAAGAAGUCGCAAAAGAGUCAACACCACUUCCAAGUCCAGACGAGAAGUUAACGCCCGAGUUAGAAACUGUUUUUAUAGAGAAGAAAACGUGUCACAAAAUUGAUCAAAUAACACUAAAUGACACAACACAUAAGAACAACGUUCAAAUAAUCACUGAUGAUAUCAAAGAUGAGCAACUCAUUAAAACAGCUCAUAGAAAGGUAUUAAGAAAGUUCCGCACAGCGGGAACUAAAACUCUGAAACAGAUCCAAAACAGUCUUAAUGCCAAGACGGAGACUGAAGAGACUGUAACACCACUCGAAAUAUCCCCAAAGAACAACUUAAAUGAAAAUAUGAAAGCCGGUGUAUCUAUUGAUGAGAUCUUCAAGCAGCGAGAGAAGUUUGUAGCGCGACGAGUUGAGAACGAGGCGAACAAUGUUGAGACUGAGUCGGUGCAAGAGGUCAAUCCCAUCAAUUUGAAACGGCUGUUCCAAGUGAAAGGGCAGCGCCGUCCAUAUGUGAAGCAAGUUGAGUGUAGUUUGAAGUCAUUGAACUCUGGCGAUGCGUUUGUGCUUGAUCCGGGAAAGAACAGUGGAGUGAUAUACCAGUGGAAUGGGAAGAAAUGCAAUCGAAUGGAAAAAGGUAAAGCGAUGGAUGUAGCCAAACGGAUUAAAGACAAAGAGCGUGUUGGAAGCAAACAAGUUGUUGUGGACGAAGGCAAAGAAACUGAGCAAUUCUGGACGGCACUUGGUGAACAAGGGGAAGUCAAACUCGAUGAUGGUGUUGUAGAUACUGUUGUAGAAGUGUCGUACGCACAGAGCGUGUCAUUGUUAUGGGUGAAGUAUGAUGUGAUGGGUGACUCCGUAACAAUGGACAAAGUGGUUGAUGCUAGGAAUCGACUGACAAAGAGUCUUCUGGAGAUGACGCAGUGUUACAUUUUAGACACCGAGACGGAGAUGUUUCUCUGGCUAGGGAACAAGUGUUCGUUAAAGAUUCGACAGAAGAUCACGAAGUAUGUAGAGGGGAUGUAUAAUGAGCGAAAGAGCAUGCAGUGGAUGGCGCCAUUAUACAAGGAGUAUCCUGGUGGUGAGAGUGUGAUGUUUAAAGAGCGGUUCAGUGAUUGGGCGAGUGUUCCGAUAGGUGGGAAGGUGGACAUAUCGAGUGGGAAAGGAAUUGAAUAUAAAAAGGGAGUUGGGAUGCAGAAUGGUGUAGAUUAUGACAAGAUGAUGCUACCUCCUACAGAGAAGAAGGAGGUCUUCAUAGACGAUGGGAAUGGGAAUGUUGAUGUGUAUCGCAUCAAUGGGUUCAACAAGGAGAAGGUAGAGCAGAGCGACAAUGGGCGGAUGUACAGUGGAGAGAGUUACAUUGUGGUGUACACGUACAAAGUGUGGGCAAAGGAUAUGGUGCUGCUGUACUUCUGGCAAGGGCGGACGUGUGCUGUUCUUGACAAAGGAACGUGUGCAAGACUGACAGUUGAUCUCCACAAGACGAUUGAGUCCGAAACAAAAGAAAUUCGUGUUGUACAGAACAUGGAGACGCGGCACUUCAUGACGAUGUUCAAUGGGCGACUUGUUGUAGAGAGUGGGAAGUACACGACUGAGACAGCAAAUGUUGUGAUGUAUGACAUCCGUGGUCGUGAAGAGCCAUACAUCAAGGCAGUCCAAGUGAGUGUGUCACCAAACAAAUUGUCGUCGUAUGGCGUAUUCCUUGUGUUGACCACAGACACUGCAUUCAUCUGGAAGGGUCGCCUUCGCAACGAGAAGUACGUUGAAUACGCACACAAUGUCGGAACACACCACACAAGUCUUGCACGUGAACACGUUAUCGAGAUAGAAGAAGGCAGUGAGACAGACGACUUUGUGAAGGCAAUUGGAGGAAAGUCGACUGUGGCGCAGCCGACCGCAAUGUACAAUGACCGGCUGUACCAGUUCACAACAUCAAGUGGUGAGCUGCGCUGUGAAGAGCACGUCAGAUACUCCCAAGACCACUUCAACUCAAACGACGCAAUUCUGCUUGACACGGUUGAUGUGUUGUACAUCUGGGUUGGAAGCAAAUGUGCAGUCCAGACACGAAAACUUGCACUGAGUGCGGCGCUUGAAUAUGUCAAGAAGGGGAAGAGUGAGGAGUUGCGAAAGCGACCAGUCAAGUUGGUCAGUCAAGACAGUGAGCCAUACGUGUUCACAACACAUUUCCAUGGGUGGCAAGAAGGUGCAAAGCAGAAGUGUAGUGUCAACGACAACACACUCGAUGCCGUCGACGAGUACAAGAAGUACUUCAUCAAGUACUCGUACGACGACCUUGUCAACAAGAAGUUCCAAAAAGGCAUCGACGAACAAUCACUCGAGACUUACCUUUCAGACGAAGAAUUCCAAACGGUAUUUGGAAUGACACCAGAGGCCUUCCAAGCUCUCCCAACGUGGAAAAGUGAUGAUUUGAAAAAGAAAUUGCAAUUGUACUAA